Molecule: messenger RNA, 1716 nt
Organism: Homo sapiens (human)
Lineage: Eukaryota; Metazoa; Chordata; Mammalia; Primates; Hominidae
Source: RefSeq, a predicted model, not a curated record
GUUGGCGGCGUGGAGGGGCGCCGGUGGCCACGUUGGUGUCAACCUCCUUCGUGAAGCUCACACCUCCCCCGCCCCGGGAGGGGUUUGCCCGCCACUGUCGCUGAAUGAUUGCAUCAUCGAAAGCAGAAAACCACUUUUGCAUCCUUCGGCCUCUGGCGUGCCUGCCAUGACGUCAUAGCUCUGCGGAGGUGGAAGUUGGGGAGCUUUGAGGUAACUGGAUUCUUGAUCUGAGCGCAGACGUCCUUCCUAACCUCACUGCAUUUGGAGGACCUGGAGGGAGGGUGGGUGAAGGGCAAGGAAAGAGGCAGGAUGAGAGCUUGGCCGCGGUGGCGUCUGAGGGGCCUGAAUGUUUCAAGGCCAGAGCCUGGCGAUCAGGUGGCUCGCUUAGUCCUAAACCAGUCAUCCUUCUCCAGGCCUCCUCUGUAGAAUGGAAACUCUGUACCCCUGCUUGUCUUAGGACCUCAUGGAUCCCAGGGGGACCAAGAGAGGAGCUGAGAAGACAGAGGUAGCUGAGCCUCGGAACAAACUACCUCGUCCAGCACCUUCUCUGCCCACAGACCCUGCCCUCUACUCUGGGCCCUUUCCUUUCUACCGGCGCCCUUCGGAACUGGGCUGCUUCUCCCUGGAUGCUCAACGCCAGUACCAUGGAGAUGCCCGAGCCCUGCGCUACUAUAGCCCACCCCCCACUAACGGUCCAGGCCCCAACUUUGACCUCAGAGACGGAUACCCGGAUCGAUACCAGCCCCGGGACGAGGAGGUCCAGGAAAGGCUGGACCACCUGCUGUGCUGGCUCCUGGAACACCGAGGCCGGUUGGAGGGGGGUCCAGGCUGGCUGGCAGAGGCCAUAGUGACGUGGCGGGGGCACCUGACAAAACUGCUGACGACACCGUAUGAGCGGCAGGAGGGCUGGCAGCUGGCAGCCUCCCGGUUCCAGGGAACACUAUACCUGAGUGAAGUGGAGACACCGAACGCUCGGGCCCAGAGGCUUGCUCGGCCACCGCUCCUCCGGGAGCUUAUGUACAUGGGAUACAAAUUUGAGCAGUACAUGUGUGCAGACAAACCUGGAAGCUCCCCAGACCCCUCUGGGGAGGUUAACACCAACGUGGCCUUCUGCUCUGUGCUACGCAGCCGCCUGGGAAGCCACCCUCUGCUCUUCUCAGGGGAGGUAGACUGCACAGACCCCCAAGCCCCAUCCACACAGCCCCCAACCUGCUAUGUGGAGCUCAAGACCUCCAAGGAGAUGCACAGCCCUGGCCAAUGGAGGAGUUUCUACAGACACAAGCUCCUGAAAUGGUGGGCUCAGUCAUUCCUCCCAGGGGUCCCGAAUGUUGUUGCUGGCUUCCGUAACCCAGACGGUUUUGUCUCUUCCCUCAAGACCUUUCCUACCAUGAAGAUGUUUGAAUAUGUCAGGAAUGACCGUGACGGCUGGAAUCCCUCUGUGUGCAUGAACUUCUGUGCCGCCUUCCUUAGCUUUGCCCAGAGCACGGUUGUCCAGGAUGACCCCAGGCUCGUUCAUCUCUUCUCUUGGGAGCCUGGCGGCCCAGUCACCGUGUCUGUACACCAAGAUGCACCUUACGCCUUCCUGCCCAUAUGGUAUGUGGAAGCUAUGACUCAGGACCUCCCAUCACCCCCCAAGACUCCCUCUCCCAAAUAGUAAUGCUUUAGAGGGAGGCAGUCAUAUCUCUGUGUGCAGAUAAUAAAAGCAUAUUUCUAAGA